AUAAGGAAAGCGUGAAUCGAUGUGGAUACAUGUUAUUAUAAUUUUCUGUUGAUAAUUUGAGAUAAUUAAUACGUUAUACGUUAUACACAUUUAGAGAAUGUGUUUACCUUAUUUGACAGCCAGUUCAAUGCCAACAGGGUUUAUGGUUGAUGAAUGACAUUCACACAGAGCAGUCGACAUUGCCCUGUCCAUGUCAAGACUGUCUACAAUAUUUUCACUGGAAUACGUUUGUAAGCCCGAAGCAGGUUGAAGAUGCGACUUCGGGCUGUCCUGGGAAUAGGCAUUGGGACGUUCAAUGUCCUGGUUGGGGGGGGUAAAAGUAUACUGAAGAAUGGACCACAGACGUGCAAGUGGAGAUUACAAGGAAGAAGACAGUACAGCUUUUUGCCAGAUGAUGUCAAAUCCCCACGAGCUGUGGUCAAUCCAGAUAUAUCGAAAAUCCGGAACAUUGGCAUCAUGGCACACAUAGAUGCAGGGAAGACCACCACCACCGAGAGAAUGCUGUAUUACUCUGGAUACACCAGGGCCUUGGGAGAUGUUGAUGACGGGGACACUGUGACAGACUUCAUGGUUCAGGAGAGGGAGCGGGGAAUCACCAUACAGUCUGCUGCAGUCACCUUCGACUGGAAAAAGCACAGGAUCAACCUCAUAGAUACGCCAGGACAUGUUGACUUUACUCUGGAGGUGGAGCGAGCCCUGCGUGUGUUGGAUGGGGCGGUGGCUGUGUUUGAUGCCUCUGCUGGCGUUGAGGCUCAGACUCUGACAGUGUGGCGGCAGGCUGAGAAACAUCAUGUACCCUGUAUCUGUUUCCUGAACAAGAUGGACAAGCCUGGGGCCAGUUUACACUUUUCCAUUGAGAGCAUAAAGAAGAAACUGAAAGCCAAUCCUGUGCUCCUCCAGAUUCCAAUUGGCAGCGGGAAGAGCUUCACAGGAUUGAUUGACUUGAUUACCAACCAGCAAAUGACGUGGCGGGUGAAAUCCAGAGCAGAGGAUGGCCGUGUCUUUGAGACCAAAUCCCUCAGCCAAUCAGAUGACCCGGAACUUCUUCAGGACGCUAUGGAGGCCAGAGCAGCUCUGAUAGAACAGGUUGCUGAUCUGGAUGAUGAGUUUGCGGAGCUGUUACUUGGAGGUUACGGUGAAAAUUUUGAUGCGGUACCUCCUGCCAAACUCCAGGAGGCAGUGCGGAGGGUGACUCUGGCACGUAAAGGAGUCCCUGUGCUUUGUGGGAGCUCUCUGAGGAACAAAGGUGUUCAGCCUCUCAUGGACGCCAUCACAGCCUACCUCCCUGCCCCCAACGAGAGGCACCACGACCUAGUGCGUUGGUACCAGGAUGACCUGUGUGCCCUGGCCUUCAAGGUGGUGCAUGACAAGCAGCGAGGUCCUCUGGUGUUUGUGAGGAUCUACUCUGGGACCAUGAAGCCCCAGUCUGCUGUCCUCAACAUCAACAGGAACAACACAGAGAGGAUGAGUCGGCUGCUGCUGCCAUUUGCUGACCAGCAUGUGGAGAUACCUUCUCUGACUGCAGGAAACAUUGCACUCUGUGUGGGCCUCAAGCAGACAGUGACAGGGGACACUAUUGUGUCCUCCAAGGCCUCGGCAGCGGCCGCGGUCCGGCGGGCCCAGAAGGAGGGGGAGGGGAAGAUGGGUGGAGAGCAGGCCAGUCUGGUGCUGGCUGGAGUGGAGGUCCCCGAGCCUGUCUUCUUCUGCUCCAUAGAACCCCCCACUAUGUCUAAACAGGCAGAUCUGGAGAAUGCCCUGACCUGCCUCCAGAGAGAAGACCCUAGCCUGAAGGUCAGGGUAGAUUCAGACUCUGGACAGACCAUUCUGUGCGGAAUGGGAGAGCUGCACAUUGAGAUCCUCCAUGAUCGGAUCAGGAGAGAGUACGGCAUCGAGACCCACCUGGGACCUCUACAGGUGGCCUACAGGGAGACCAUCCUCCAAUCAGUGGCCACCACAGACACGCUGGACCGUACAGUUGGGGAGAGGAGACACAUGGUGACUGUGAGCGUGGCGGUCUGCCCCAUCAUGGACUCCUCCUCCUCCUCGCUCACUUCCUGUGAAAUCACCUACGAUGAGGAAGUGGAGGAGCAGCUGUCCCCUGACGUCAGGGACGCCGUGGAGAACGGAGUAAACAGCUCUUAUCUCCAAGGUCCGUUGCUUGGUUACCCGGUCCAGGGCGUGUCCACUAUGAUCCAGAGUGUGAGCAUGGAGCCGGGGACGUCUCUAGCUAUGUUGUCUGCCUGCGUGUCCCGCUGUAUGCUCAAGGCUCUGAGGCAGGCGGGGGGGCAGGUGCUGGAGCCUGUGAUGUCACUGGAGGUGACGGUGGGGGAGGAGCACCUGAGCUCUGUGCUGGGUGACCUGGCUCAGAGACGAGGGGCCAUCCGGGACAUCCAGAGUCGCCAUGACAGCAAGGUGCUGCUGGCAACCGCGCCCCUGGCUGAGAUGAUGGGCUACUCCACCGCCCUGCGAACUCUGACCUCUGGCAACGCCACCUUCUCCCUCCAGCUGGACAUCUAUGAGGCCAUGAACCCCCAACACCAGAAUGCCCUGCUCAACAAGAUGGCUGGCCUCGCCUGAUGACAUCACGCAGAGACGGAAGAGGAAUUCUGGGAAAUGUUAUUGUCCUGCUGAAAGGUGAAUUCAUCUCCCAGUGUCUGCUGGAAAGCAGACGGAACCAAGUUUUCCUCUAUGCUUGAAGAAAAUGGACAGUGGUACUCAGUAUGUGUUGUAUUGGACUUGCCGCAAACAUAACACGUUGUAUUCAGGACAAAAGCCGUGCCACAUUUUUUGCAGUAUUACUUUAGUGAGGGUUUCUUAAAUAUUUAUUUAUAACGUGCACCCAGGGGGGGCCCCAGGACCGAGUUUGGGAAACCCUAAUUUCGUGCCUUGUUGCAAAUGUUUCCUUUUCACUUUUGUCAGUUAGGUUAGUAUUGUGGUUUAACAACAAUGAUGUUGAGCCGUCCUCAGUUUUCACCCAUCAAACGCUUAACUGUUUUUAUGUCACCAUUGGCCUUAAUGGUGAAAUUAGUGGUUUCCUUCUUCUCCGGCAACCGAGUUAGGAAGGACGCCUGUAUCUUUGUAGUGACUGGGUGUAUUGAUACACCAUCCAAAGUCUAAUUAAUAACUUGCUCAGAGGGAGCAAAUGGAUAUUUGUCUGCUUUUGAAAAAAUACAUGUCCUACUCUGCAAGGCAUUGGAAAACCUCCCUGGUCUUUGUGGUUAAAUCUGUUUGAAAUUCACUGCUUGACUGAGGAAUUACAGAUAAUUAUAUGUGUGGGGUAUAGAGAUGGGGUAGUCAUUCAAAAACUGUUAAACGGGCUCCUGAGUGACACAGUGCAAGAGGCGUCACUACAGUCCCUGGUUUGAAUCCAGGCUGUAUCACAUCCGGUCGCGAUUGGGAGUCCCAUAGGGCGGUGCACAAUUCGCCCAGCAUCAUCCGGGUUUAGCAGUCAUUGUAAAUAAGAAUUGGUUCUUAACCGACUUGCCUACUUCAAGGUUAAAUGAAAACACUAUUGCACACGGAGUCCAUGCAACAUAUGAAAAUCUUUCCUCCUGAACUUUAGGCUUGCCAUAACAAAUGGGGUUGAAUCAAGACAUUUCAUAUUUUAAUUUCAAAAAACAUAAUUCCACUUUGACAUUAUGGGCCAGUGACAUCUCAA
Molecule: messenger RNA, 3658 nt
Organism: Salvelinus namaycush (lake trout)
Lineage: Eukaryota; Metazoa; Chordata; Actinopteri; Salmoniformes; Salmonidae
Gene: gfm2
Product: GTP dependent ribosome recycling factor mitochondrial 2
Exons: 21
Coding region: 253-2577 (774 amino acids)
Biological process (GO): mitochondrial translation; ribosome disassembly
Cellular component (GO): mitochondrion
Molecular function (GO): GTPase activity; translation elongation factor activity; GTP binding
Source: RefSeq, a predicted model, not a curated record